Messenger RNA from Echinococcus granulosus, 2265 nucleotides. RefSeq names its product myo inositol monophosphatase. Bases 1 to 2265 code for a protein of 754 amino acids. NCBI's taxonomy places the organism in Eukaryota, Metazoa, Platyhelminthes, Cestoda, Cyclophyllidea, Taeniidae. The record is from RefSeq and is a predicted model, not a curated record. Gene Ontology annotation, molecular function: RNA binding. Gene Ontology annotation, cellular component: nuclear speck; presynaptic active zone. The transcript is spliced from 12 exons.
AUGUCAAAGACAUCCGCCAGUGAGGUUGGUCGUCGUACGAAUAGCGUGCUUGUUUUCUUCUUUCUCACCAGGUUCAUUUGGUGGCCUCAGUGGCCACAAACAAUGCCAAGCACGGUUGAGGAAACCAAUCACUGGGCACAACUUGCUCGCCAGUGGGCAGCUGCCAAUACGGUUCAGCAGCAACUACCACCGCCCCCGCCGCCACCUCCUCCGCCGCCCCCGCCGAGGCCCGUCGAGGCCGAGACGCGGCUUGCAGUCGUUAUGGAAGACCAGGAUGAUCGGGUUCUGGUGCCGCUGCCCCCCUUUGAAGUGAACCACGACACGGAUGAUCGUGUUCUUCCCCCUUCGCACGACUUCUCACACGAUUCAGAUUAUCGUCGGAUGCAACACGGGAGCUUUACGGGUCCUUCCAACCAGUGGCAGGAAGGUCCCCAGGAUUACUAUCCGCCUAGUGAAAAGGGCUAUGUGGACCCGCCUUUGGAUCAGCCGAUUAUCAGGGAGUAUCAUCACACGCACUACGGCCAGCCACCUCGUGGAGAUUUCACGAGACCACCUCCACCCAUUCCUAAUCAACAACAGGGCUACCCUCCGCCUCCUCCCCUCUAUGAGGGUAACAGGCCAUACCCCGCUGAAGCAGUUCCAGAGCAGGACUGGAGUUACGCACGCUGUGCACCAGCGUCGAUGUCGAACCCCAUGGUGGAUGACUUCUCCAUGCCUCCACCAACUCUCUUUCCCAUUAGUCAGCCGCCGCGCCCCCAUUUCGUAAGGCAUCCCCUGCCCCUGCGGCAGCACUUCCCACACUCCAUCCCUGAGCACGUGAUGCCUGCCUUCCAGGAAGCGGCGACGAGCUCGGGUGCUUGGCCACCGAAGGAGACGGGCGAGGCGCGUCGCCGUACUCUGCCCGCCUGGCUGCGUGACGAGUUGGAACGUUUGGAAAAACAGAAACGCAAACAACAGGAGAAACUGGAGGCCAGCGAAGUUCUCAAAGACCGUGAAAGCGGAGGCAGUUUAAGCGCUGGAGGCGAUAUUAGACGCGACGCUGAUGGUGCAGUUGUGAUGGAAGAGGAGGAAAUGGAGGAAGAUGAGGACGAGGAAAGUAGGGGAGGAGGAAGGGACGAUUCCAGCUACGAAGAGGAUGAUGAGGAUAAUUUAGGUAACGUUAGCGCCCAGGGCGCCAACUCCCCUCACGGCGGUUCACCGCGAACAAAGGUCUCGAACUCUGGAUUUGUGGAUGCAGAGCGUGGGCUCGAAGCCCCUCACGUCACCGAGGCGGAGUACUUGGCUAUCUGCGCGCGUCUACCUGAAAACCUUUUCAUACCUGAACUGAAUCGUUGCAUCACCCGAGUUCUGACAGACGUCCUUCUGGAUGUCACAACUAAAUUCGUUCUCGAUGUGGCUGAAGAGGCGUGUCAAGAGGCGCGUAAUGCGUGCAAACGACCGGUCGUCGAUCUAGCUAGUGGUUCGGAGGGGGACCAUGAUAAUACUGACCCCGGUUCAAACGACAGUGAUAACCCUGAACAACUUGGUGUAGGCGUGUUGGGUCUCUCUGCUUAUGCCAGUGAUAGUGACUCCGACAGAGAAGGUGAACAAGAAGCAACUUCCGAAUCUGAAGCAGUUGUUGAACCCCCUACAAAAUUGGAUCCCGACGAAACUCAUCCGAAAGUUGAAGAUCCUAGUGUCAUCACGCCCUCCACGGAGAAUGAAAGAGAGCCAAGCAGGGAUGCUCCAAAACUGCGAGAAGAUAAGGAGAAAAAGAAGGAUACUGAAAAGCACCGCGAUUCGGUCGAGAUGAAGAACAAGAAAAAAACGCCGAAAGACGACAGACAUGAGCAUCCUUCUUCUUCCUCCCCUUCCCUGUCACAGAAUAAAAAACGCACAAGUCGGAGUGCUCAACGCAGAAGCGUUCAAGAAGCCGUCGGCGUUCACGCAGUCGAGAUAUCAAACGUCGAAGGUAUUCACGAAGUCGUAGUACCUCGAGGCGCAGACGUUCACGUAGCCGUAGCCGCAGUCGAUUGCGAAGCAGACGUUUGCGUAGUCGCAGUUAUUCGCGCCGUAGGCAUCAUAGAUCUCCUUCAUCGACGUCCACGUCGUCUUCUUCCUCGUCAUCGUUAUCGUCAUCUCGUCGUGGUAGCAGGAGACGACGUCGCUAAUUUGUUGGUUUUUAGGCAAGUUUGGCCACUUUACCUGAUGACCUUGGUUGAGUUGACUCUCAGCCAUCUACUGAGAGUUACUCAUCUUCCCUUCUCCCUUGACUUAAUUGUGUGA